This is a messenger RNA of Vicia villosa (hairy vetch), 1362 nucleotides long. RefSeq names its product protein RGF1 INDUCIBLE TRANSCRIPTION FACTOR 1. Lineage: Eukaryota; Viridiplantae; Streptophyta; Magnoliopsida; Fabales; Fabaceae. Bases 457 to 1206 code for a protein of 249 amino acids. The transcript has 4 exons. The record is from RefSeq and is a predicted model, not a curated record.
CAGAUGAUCAGAUGACUACUGAGACCAAAAAUUGUUAGUAUCCACAGACAGUACAUAUUGGUGUGUGUGUGGUGGCCUCUCUCUUCCUUCCCGCCAUUAAAACUCAUCUCUCUCUCUCUCUACCACAUCAUCACCAUUAUUAUUAUUUCUCCUCUCUUUCUUUUUUCUAUAACAUAUUUUUUUCACCUUCCUCUUCUAUAAAUAGCCAGAAUAAUAGAGAGGUCCUGUGUUUUAUAUAUUUUUACUAGGGUUUUUUUUCUUCAUCAUAUAUACUUAACUUUCUUUCACUCUCAUCACUCAUCAUCAUCACCCCCAAAAAAUAUAUUAAAAAACCAUUUCUCAUAACCAAAUUCAUCUCAUCUCAUAAUUAUUAUAUAUAUAUUUGAAAAAAUUAAACUAGCUAGUAGCUAGGGUUUCAAUAUAUAUCAAUAGAGAGAGAAAGAGAGAAUUAUAUAUAUGAUGAGAGAUAUGAUGAUGGGGAGUAGUAUGUAUUCAUCAUCAUCAUCAAGAGGAGGAGGAGAGAUGGAGAUAGACAUGAACAUGAUGAAUAUGAAACCUGCAUGGCUAGAGAGGUUGAUGGAAGAAACAUUCUUUGGUGAUUGUGGGGUCCACAAAAAUCGAAGGAAGAACGAGAAGAACAUUUUUUGCUUACACUGUUGUCUUAGCAUCUGCCCCCACUGCUUAUCUUCUCAUACCUCUCAUCCUCUUCUCCAGGUGAGAAGGUAUGUUUACCACAAUGUAAUUAGAUUGGAUGAUCUGGAAAAGCUUAUAGAUUGUUCCAAUAUUCAGCCCUAUACUAUUAACAGUGCAAAAGUGAUAUUUUUAAAUCAGAGGCCACAAUCAAGGUCAAUCAAAGUUACAGCCAAUGCUUGCUUCACUUGUGACAGAAUUCUUCAGGAUCCAUUCCAUUUCUGUUCUCUAUCAUGCAAGGUAGAAUACAUGGUGUAUGAGGGUCAAAGUUUAUCAAACAUUUUACACCGAUUUGAUGAAUCAGACUUUGCAAUAUCGCAAUUCGAGGGACUAAGGGUAGAUGGAUCUGAGGUAAUUGAUGAAGAUAACAACCAGAUUGGGCCAAGUUCUUCAAAUUACUCCAUCAUCAAUGAAGAUCAGGCCACCAGCAACAAUAGAUUCCUCCCUCUCCCAUCCAUUGUCCUCUCUCUUGGUAGCAGAAGAAAAGGUGCUCCUCAAAGGGCCCCUCUCUCCUAAUAAUCCAUUUUCAUUCAAUUUUUAACAAUAAUAAUAUAUAUAUUAAUAAUUAUUUAGUUUCGAGUUUUCAGGACUAAAUAAGAAUUUCAUCAUCACUUUGAAUUAUUAUUAUAUGUAACUAUAUAUUGUAUGUUCUAAAGUUAUGGUAUGUGCAUC